AUGGCUUCCAAGACCAAGUACCAGGCUGCGCCUCAGAGUGACCCCGACGACGACUACACCCACGCGCCUCCCGCCUACGCUGAGGGUUCCGCCGCUCGCGAUGAGACACAAGGUCUUUUUGGUGCGCCCCGCGAUAGCGAGGACAACCUCCCUGAUGACUUCAAGUUUGGCGGUUCUGUGGCUGAGGCUACCGUCGAUAUUCGCAACCAGUUCGUUCGCAAGGUCUACACCAUUCUCACUGUUCAGCUCCUUGCCACUGCUGGAGUGAGCAGCCUCACAUUCUUCAGCACUGGCUACAAGGACUGGAUUCAGAGCCACCCUGCUGUCGUUUGGGCCUCGCUCUUUGGUGCCAUGAUCUUCAUGGGCUUGACCUACUGGAAGCGCAAGUCCUACCCGACCAACCUUCUGUUCCUGUCUCUCUUUACUCUCGCCGAGGCCUACACCAUCUCUGUUAUAGUGUCGUUCUACAAGACGUCCAUCGUUCUCAACGCUGUUGUCCUAACCGCCGGUAUCUUUGUCUUCCUUACGCUCUUUGCUUGCCAGACCAAGUACGACUUCACCUCAUGGAUGCCUUAUCUCUUCGGUGCUCUUUGGGGUCUUGUCAUCUUCAGCUUCAUGGCUAUGUUCUUCCCUUACAGCUCCACCGGCGAACUCAUCUAUGGUGGCCUUGCCGCUCUCAUUUUCAGUGGCUACAUCCUGGUCGACACCCAGCUUGUCCUUCGCCAUCACCACGUCGAAGAAGAGAUCGCCGCUGCUAUCAGCCUGUACCUCGACAUCAUUAACCUCUUCCUUGCGAUUCUGCGCAUCCUCAACAGCCAGUCUAACAACUAA
This is a messenger RNA of Fusarium sp. VM40, 831 nucleotides long. The record is from the annotation of a GenBank genome assembly. Lineage: Eukaryota; Fungi; Ascomycota; Sordariomycetes; Hypocreales; Nectriaceae.